Messenger RNA from Penicillium salamii, 1011 nucleotides. The record is from the annotation of a GenBank genome assembly. NCBI's taxonomy places the organism in Eukaryota, Fungi, Ascomycota, Eurotiomycetes, Eurotiales, Aspergillaceae.
AUGGCCUCUCGAGUCUUCAAUGUCGGCGUUAUUGGCUAUGGCCUUAGUAGCAAGAUUUACCAAAUUCCGUUCAUUACAGCCGCAAAGAACCUGAACUUGUAUGCUGUUGUACAGAGAACGCCCAAGCCAGAUGAUGAUGCACAAAAAGACUGGCCUGGCAUCAAGAGCUUCCGCAGCACCGAGCUCUUGGUCUCAGAUCCCGCUGUCGAUGUCGUAGUCGUGACUACUGCGCCGGAUUCUCAUCUUGAGUUGGCAAAAUUGGCUCUCAACGCAGGAAAGCACGUUGUCGUCGAAAAGCCGUUCACUCCGACAUACGAAGAAGCUCAAGAGCUCGUCCAACUUGCAAAAAGGCAGAAUCGUCUCCUCACGGUGUACCAAAGCCGCCGUUGGGACACCGACUUCCGGAUCCUAUCCCACAUUGUCAAGAAUGGAUCUCUAGGAAGGCUGGUAGAAUAUGAGACCCGGUUUGAGCGCCAUGUACCAGGAAUUCCAGGCUCAGCAUGGCGAACCAAAGAGAUGCCCGGCGGGGGCGCAACCUACGAUCUAGGUGCCCAUCUCAUCGACCAAACAGUCCAGCUAUUCGGUCUACCAAAGCGCAUUACUGCCUUCCUGGGUAAUCAGCGGGAAGGGGUGAGUGGUAGCGACGACUCAUUCACCGUGUUGAUGCACUACGAUGGAUUCCUCGCUACGGCUAAAGCCGCGGUGGUCAGUCCACAGGAGAAGCAAUUGCGGUUCUGGGUUAGGGGUACGCAGGGGACUUAUAUGAAGCAUCACUUUGAUGUGCAAGAAGAGCAGCUUAAGGCUGGUAUGAGACCUGGGGAUGAUGGGUAUGGAGUUGUGCCUACCGUCACUGCACCGCUGUAUACCGACUUUUAUGACAAGCUUGCCAAGGCGUUGGCUGAUGAGGGCAAUACUCCUGUCGACCCUGUGGAGUCUGCUAUCGUCAUUCGACUCAUAGAGCUCGCUAUCCAAAGUGCCCAGACUGGGAAAACGCUGGAUGUUGACGUUUGA